Messenger RNA from Grus americana (Whooping crane), 9086 nucleotides. RefSeq names its product tyrosylprotein sulfotransferase 2 (gene TPST2). Gene Ontology annotation, cellular component: Golgi apparatus. The transcript is spliced from 8 exons. Lineage: Eukaryota; Metazoa; Chordata; Aves; Gruiformes; Gruidae. Gene Ontology annotation, biological process: peptidyl-tyrosine sulfation. Bases 7514 to 8629 code for a protein of 371 amino acids. The record is from RefSeq and is a predicted model, not a curated record. Gene Ontology annotation, molecular function: protein-tyrosine sulfotransferase activity.
UGGUUUUAUUUGGCACCGUACAGAUGCGUCUUCUGACGGAUUUGUGAUGCAUUUAAGGAGCCUCAGCCUCGUGCCUCAGCAGAGCGUGUUUCACUUUGGAUUUUGCAGCCCUCUGAGCGCAGGCAGCGAGCAGGCAGGCCGGCAGGAGAAGCUUGCUGUCUUGUCCUCUGCCUGCUUUGUUUCAGCUGGGCGAUGCGGCCGGGGGCUGGCCCUGCCCGUAGGAGCCGUGCAGCGUGCGGCCGGUCCCGCCGAGGAGCUGCCCCGAGCCCCUCUCCCCCUCGCAGGGUCUGCAAACAAAAACCACUGAGAGCGGCAGAGGGUUGCUCAAUCCGCAGCGCUCGGAAGUUAAGCAAGCGGCUGGUUCCCAUCGCACGUUCCCAGGCGAGUGAGCCCAAACCGAGACCGGGAAAUCCGCAAGCGGCCGCGGCGCCGAGGCGGUUCUCCACGGUGAAAUGCCCGCCGGCCCGUCGGCUCCGGAGCCGCUGCAAUCCGCAGGCUGCUCUAGCGGGGCACGGAGAAGCGGCUGGGGCUUUUCCAGUGCUCCUGUUCCUGCUCAGUGCUGGGGGUGGAUCCUGCGGCGUGAGCGACCGUUUCUGGCACUGGCCGUGCCCGGACACGCUGUGAGGGGGUUGGGAGAGCACCCGGCCCCCCCCCCCCCCCCCACUUCCCCGGACAGCUGUGCUCACAUCUGGCUGCAGGCCAGCGUGGCUGGGUGGCACGCAGAGGAAGAAGGACGGCACGCAGAGGCAGCCCUCGGUGGCCCAGCGCUUGCAGAUGUAAAUGGGAGCAGAGGACCCAGGGCUCACAGCUGGGCUCCUGAAGACAGGAACCGAGCCGUGAAGCACUCGGAUGUGCUGGUCAGGGUAAUUUGUCUCACGGGUCGGCCACGCCGCACACGCAGCAGCACAUCUCGGAAGGACACGUUUCUUUUUCUUCCAUCUGCGGUUUCACAAGAACAGCCUCUCCUGCGCCGGGGCUUGGCGGGAGGUCAUUGCGCGUCCCCGCCGGGGCUGUGCAGGCACGCGGGCUUCGCGCCGUACGGAGCAGGAAGCCACGUAUUCACACGUCGCUGAAGUCGGUGCUGGGCAGCGCUCUGUGCCCUUCCCGAAAUUACUGGCUUUGUGAAAACGCCAAACGCUCGCCCUCGUGGCAGCGACGUGCUGAGCCUGGCUGGGUCACGGUGGAGACCCCGGGGCUGGUCUGUGCUCAGCACCGCGUACGCGCAGGGCUGCUCUGCGCCGGGAGCCGCAGGGACAAGCAGAGGGGCUGCGGGGAGAUGGGGUACAGCCGCGUUCCUUCCUCGCCUCGCUGCCCAGGGGUGUGCGGCGUGCCCCUCUGUCCACGUUACCCUCUCCUCAGUCAGUGCCUUCAGCUCUGGGGAUGCCUGGUUCUGCAUGGGGAAAUAAAAUAUUUUGAUUUUGUUUCUUAAGCAAAUUUGAGGUUUUGGGGUUUCUCUUGCAGAAACAACCUUCUGUUUGCAAAUCCUGAUAUUUGUGCGUGCAAGAAUGGAGCUCCUUGAGACUUAUGGUUUGGCACGUGGAUUUGGAAAACAUUUAAGAUACUAAGUAUUUUUUCUAGCAGUCGUUCUGACUUCUUUUUCUCUCUGUUGUAUGACCACGCACAUUCACGUGGGGAAUCCUUGUUCAGUUUUGGGGAGGAAGAGUCGUGUUUGCAUUGAGCGUGCCAAGUUAACACGGAGGCUGCAGGCUCCGUCUCCCCCAGCCCCAAUCCGGUGGGGUUCCCCGGGACCUCCCCUGGGCCCGGGGUGGGAGUUGGAGGGACCCCGGAGCGGGGGAACAGCUCCGUGCUUCCCGAGAGCCCCCUCCUCCGGCUCUGGGGGGAGCGGGACAGCGUGGCCCCCGGUCAGGACACGAGGGGAGCGAGCGUGGGAGUGCUUGUCCGUCUGUCGCCGUCGGUGCAGCGGCACCCGCGCUGGCUUUGCCUUUGUCCCCCUGAGGCAGCGACUGCGGAGUAAUUAAGAACAGGUAAAGCUCUGUGCGUCGGAGCUGCGGGUUGAUUAAAGGUCCCUCCAACGCGCAGAGCUCCUGACCCGUUUCCGCACAACCGCUUCCGAAGUGAAGUCCGAGCCGAUCUGCCGGGUGGCUCCGUCCGUCGCCGGGGGCCCGCAGACACCCCUCCUGCUCCGGCGCCUGUCCCUCGCAGCCCGCGGCGGGUGGGUGGGUGUCCCUUCCCCGCCUGUCCCCCCUCACUCAGCAGCUAUGCCGCCCGGCCCCGCUCCUUGAGCCAGGAGGGGCACGUGGCGAGCCCCUUCCCUCCUGGCUUUGCCGGAGCUUUGCUGGGGUGCGGUGGGCGCGGUGGCUUGUGCCAGGUCGCCGGGGUGGGUGCCUCCAUCACCGCCCUCUGCCAGCAGCUUUCACUUCGGGCGUUUCAUAAUUAAUAAACCAGUUUGAGACAAAGGCUGUUGCCGUACGGAGAGGUUGGCAGAAAUGGAUGCUGUGGUUUCUGUCGCCGGACGAUAAAAUGCCAUUGCUACGCUUGGAAUGAGAGGCGGGAGGCAUGAAGAUGCUGCAAAUUGGUGGGAUUUUUAUUAUUUUGGGAACAUUGUAGCAUUGAGCAGGAUAAUGAAAUGUUUUUCUAAUCAUAACAGCCUCGAAGCAAUAAACAAACGGUACAUUUGUGCUGUGAAAUGUCUGUCGAUUCUUUGUUGACAUGAUUUAGAGGCUGUUAAAGCAGGCUGGCGCGCUGUGCCUGCAUCCCUGGCCGUGCUCUCCGGGGAUGGCGUGCCGAGGUGCUUGGCCGGGAACGCGCAGCGUGGCUCAGGGCUUCCACCUCGCAGGCUUUGCUGAGCGAGAAAGCCGGUAUUUGAAGUUGGUGCGCGCUGCCUUAAUCCUCCGGGCAUCAGAUUCUGCUAGUUUAUGGUUUAGGUACUCAGCAGUGAGAAGAAAUUCCCCUGUGUCCAUCCCUGGAGGAGGACUUUGAGCUUUGGGAGAGAAACGGUCUUUUGUGAAACCCCCUUGUCCCCGCGGGGCCGAGCCAGAGACCUCCGGGCUGCAGGAACGCGGUCGUUGCGGUGGUGCCGGGGAGCGGGAGCUGCGCCGUGGUGGUGGGCUGCGCCGCCGGACCCUCGCGCCUGGCCCCUGGGGUGGCUUCAGCAUCUGGGCAGAGGUGCCAGCGCCUUUUGCAGCGGGAGGGGAGAGGGGAUGUUCGGUAGCCGGCGUCGGUGCAGGGACUCUGGCUGGUGCAUUGCCUUGAGCGCGCUCAACUGAAAGGAAACGGGGCAGAGCUACGAGCGCGGCAGCGCCGGCGUGCCCUGCGACUGUUGUGGAGGUGAGCUGAGCCGGCUGGGUGCUCAGAUGCCACUUAAACACCCUCCUUGUGGUUUGGGUGCUAAGAUGUGUGCUUAAACACUCAUUCUUGCAGUCUUUGCUAGUUUCUCCAAUUUCAUUUGGGAUGGUGUCGGUGGUGCAAAUGCAAACCACAGUGGUGGUGGUGGGGGUUUUCAAAGGGACACGUAACCCCCAAGUGCUCUAAAAUCCACGUGUUUUCACUGGGAUUGGCUUCUGAUUCCUGUAGAUACACCUGGGCUUGUGGCCUGCAGUGCAUCGUUAGCGUUAAUGAGGAAAAACUGCUCUGCCGUCCCUGUUGCUGUUCUCACCACUUGGUGGCCUGAAAGCAACUUCUUUUUUUUUUUCUUUUUUUUUUUUGAGUGCUGUAGGUGCCGUUCAACAGCUUAGUGUCGUGCACACACAAGUGGGCCCUUCUCUCACUGCUCGCAGCCUCAGGCCGUUGCUCACCUUGCAGCAGAGGUUUCCGCGAGCUCCUGUUGUGCCGCGGGCGGCUGCGGUAUCGAUUGGGGUGGGCAGCAAACCGCUGUGCCGGUUGGACCCCGCGGGGAUCGAUCCUCGCCGUGGCAGGGGCACACGAGCACGAGCUGCACGGGUUGUGCAACGGGGCUGACGCUGCGUUCGGGUGAACCUCAGCCUCUGCCGUCGCCUCGGCUGCCUCCGUGGGCGUGCAGCAGCGAGCAGAGAUCGGUGCUUGCUCCGUGCUUGCCGCUUCCCAGGGCUGCUUGUCCGCCUCUUGGUGAACGUCUUCAAAUUUGUUCAGCUUUCGCUCGCGCUGCUUUGAAAUCGCGAUGGAGAAACGCCCCGUGCAUUGCGUGCCGGCAGCCCGUCCCUUUCCACUCCUCGCCCUCGGCCCCCGCCGGCUCCUCCCGGCUUUCCUCUCCUGGGGCUCCUCUGCCCCCGCUCCUGUUUGCUGGUGCCUCCUCGGGACGCGAGCACCCCUGUCCUGCCGGGGGAGAUGCCUCGGAGUCAUCGGGUGUUGCAAAACACACGUUACAAGUUGCCACCGGGAAAGACCCGGAGAAGCACGCCUGCCGUCGGCGGUGACGGCGUUCUGGGCGCGUUGUUUGUCGGAGCUCAGGUUGGGACGGCAGCGGUCGCCCUCAGGCACGCUGUGUUUAUUUUUGUGUUGCAUGCUGCGUGUGAAUUAACUGGAGACUACCAAUUAAAUGAUUAAAUUUUGCUGAUUUGUAAAGAUGCGAGCUAGAUAUAUUAGGAUUACGGCUUCUGUUGCUGUACCGCCACAAAGACAUCUGCAGUUUCUCAUCCUUUUAUUAAGCACCAAUGAUUUGAGCUAAAAUUUUCCAGGCCACACCUAUGUCUUUUGGGGAAGUUGCAGUUACUAGCAAUCAUUUCUGGGAAUGGUUUAAAAAAAAUGCAUUUUCUUAUGAUAUUUAGCUUUUCCUAGAAACUGGUUUUGUUGUUGGUUUGUAACACUUUGCUGCUUUAAAAAAAUGGACUCGAGGCAUUGCUUCAUCACUACAGAUGGUGCACGGCUCCCUCGCUCCGGCGGCCCCGGCUGCACUGACCCUGCGCUGUGCCGGCACGCAGGGCUGCUCUCCGGCAGCGGCGGUGGUCCGCCCGUUUCACAGCAGCAGGUGCCGGAGGACGUGGAGGUCCGUUGGUGCUCGCUGUUGGUGCUCGCUCAGCCGUGGUGUCUGCCCGGCCGGCGCAGCAGUGGCACGCUGCACAGCCCUGCGCUGCGGUGGGAGGCAUCAGGAAGGAAGUCUGCAAGCGUCUGUGUGUCUCUGUGUGUGCACGGGCAAGCGCUGGAGCCGUUUCCGGAGCAGGGUGUCUCGGCUAGGCUGUUAAACCACCACCGCUUGGUGCACCAGAUCGUUCGUGGCACUGCAGGAGCGCGUCUGGGGAUGCAGCUGCUGCUCCACGGACCUGCAGCCUCGCCCGGACCUGAAAUCCUGCGGUCGAUGGAGGCCUGACCAGGAUCCAGCAGAAAGCCUUGUGGGGAAGGAGGGCGAUGCGCGCGCUGCGGAUAAGCUCUUGCAAAGUUCAUGCUGGGUGGAGUUUCCCUCUGGUUUCUAAUUAGUGCAAAAGUGGAGGGGCCGUGUGACGUUCGAUGGCGGCUGGGCAGGAGGGGAGGGAGACUCCUGGGUGGCUGGAAUAACAAUUAGUGUCCGUACUUGAAACGUUCUCAAAAACAUCCUCUGAGGCCGGGACGCCAUCGUGCAUCGAGGAGGAGCAGACUGUGGGAAGGGCCCAGCUGCAGCAGCCCCGCGACGAGCCCGUGGUCCCACGUACGCGCUGGACACAGUGCCGUCCCGUCUGCCCGCCGGGUCCUGGCCCCUCGGGGUGCUCCGCUGCAGCACAGCCCCCCACACGCGGCUUUGCUGGGAAAGCUGCAGCUCUGCUGGGACAGGUCCCCCGUGCCGCUGCCCUCCCAUGCCUGCAGGAGGGUGUCCUGGCGGGACGCAACUGCUGCACCACGGGUGUUUUCGUGGCUGCCUGUGUCUCAGCAUGAAGCUCGGCUAGCAGCAAAAUGAACUUGCUGGGGGAAGGUAUCUGCCGUGGAGGAAGUUACCCAUCUCUGUUCUCUCAUAGACUAAUAAGCCCCAUACGUUUUGGGGAAUUCUUAGUGGAGGAUUGCACAAAAGAGUUGAAAGUAAGCCGGGAUUGUUUGCGGUUGCUCAGCAGACCGCUGCCGAGCACGCUCAUGGGUGCGUGGUCAGCCCGCCCAGGUACGUGGGUGAUCCCGCCGGAGCAGCCCCCCGGUGCCUGCGGCUGCAGGAGGCCGAGCGGGACGGUUCUGCUGGCGGCGUGCUGCAGCGGCGGGGAGAGCCCAGCGCACAGCAGGAAGGGAGAAGCCGUGCUCCCACGGCAGCCGCUGGCACCCGCCGCUCCCGUUCCUGCUGCCCCGUGCCGGUGGCGUUGGAUGGGCAGCGGUGGGGGCUGUGUGUCCGCCCUGGCCGGGGCGGCAGGAUGAUCCCCAGGACGCGGCGCUUUGUCCCGCCGGGUGCGGGGCCAGUACCACAGGCUCCCAGCCAGCCUCCCGCCCCGCACAGCAAAAUGAGUGAGUCCCUUUGUUCCCCUCCCGCAGCACUCGGAGCCGAGCUGCUGGGAGCAUCUCGGUGGGAAACACUUCACUGUGAGCCGUUUUUGCAAAGAACAGAGCACUUCUGUGCUCCCAGCCUCCUUUUUAAACUGCAGAUCUUUCCUGCUAAUUAGCCUGUCUUGGUCUGCAUAGCCGUGAUUAUUCCAAUUGGCCUUAAAUCCUGGCUGCUCCAGCUAGAGCACAUUGAAAUGGGUCUUGUGGCAUUUGCAAUUAUUUUUAGGGUGAACAUUUGAAUAUAUUUGCAUGACUGAAACAGAUCAAGAUAGCAGGAUGGAGCGGAGGUGCUGCAAAAAUGCCAGAGCUGUUUGUUCCCACUGAUUUCCAUCUAAACAAAUGGACGAGCAUUUGACUUUUUGACUUUUAUAUGGUAUGUGGGCGUGCAUUUGAAACUGUUUAACUUUGGUAUGUUAACCAAGCACUUGGCCAGGAUGUUAACCAUGGUGCCGAAGAGCCACAAAAAUAAUUUUGGCGGUGAUGUUACUUUACUGCUGGGAUGGGAAAACGCGUACCUGGGUGGGCAGAGAGGCGCUGCCUCGUGUCGCGGUAAUGCGGUGGUUUGAGCAGAAGCGGGUAACGGCAGAGCGGGCGGACGCUGAGCUGCAGUCCGGGUAGGUGGGGCGGGAUGUCGGGGGUUGGAAGGGGAAUGGAGCGAGUCCUCGGUUGUGGGGCGGCUCUCCUGCCCGCUCCCUGCAAGGGGCCGCUGCGAAACGUGCUCUUUCACGGAGAGAAUCGAGAGGAGAAAACGUUUUUCUGAAGCAGUUCUUUGGAUUGUCAGCAAAACAAAACGCACGGACGUCCCGUUCCUUCCACUUCACUCAGCUCCCGCCCCAGCCACAUAAUCACAAAGAACUUGAAAUCCCUGGGUGAGCCCGGGGAGCAUUGCAAAACCUGCGCUCGCACACGGAGCGGAGGGGGGAGGGCGUGGGAAGCCGUGCCAGCGUGCGCAGGAGUCCCGGCACGGAGCGGGGGGCUGGCAGGACGGCAGGCUUCCUGCUGGAUAGCCUGCCGAGAGGCAGAAAACCCAAAAAGCCUUAGUGCCAGAUGAAGUGUUCAAGGAUUUUUGUGUAAGGUGCCCCUUGGGUUGAACACUUGCUAGCUGAGAGCUGAAGCGUGGUGACCAGCCUGUGCGGAGGAGAACAGGAUGCGGGUCACCAUGAGGAGGGUGUUGCUGGUGGUGGGCUCGGUGGUCGCCCUGAUGGUGACUCUGCACCUCGGCCAGCAGGUUCUGGAGUGCCAGCAGGUCCUGAGCGAGAGGAGGCACAGGCUGAUGAGACCUGAGAACGAGGAGCUGGUCAUGAUGGACUCCAACCACGUCGAGUACCGUUACAGCAAGGAGAUGCCCCUGAUAUUCAUCGGCGGGGUCCCACGGAGCGGCACGACGCUGAUGAGGGCCAUGCUGGAUGCCCACCCCGAGGUGCGCUGCGGAGAGGAGACCCGCAUCAUCCCCCGCGUGCUGGCGAUGCGGCAGGCCUGGUCCAAGUCGGGGCGAGAGAAGAUGCGCCUGGACGAAGCGGGGGUGACGGACCAGGUUUUGGACGCCGCUAUGCAGGCCUUUAUACUGGAAGUGAUCGCCAAGCACGGGGAGCCAGCCAGGUAUUUGUGCAACAAGGACCCCUUCACGCUGAAGUCCUCUGUCUACCUGUCCAGGCUGUUCCCCAAUUCCAAAUUCCUCCUGAUGGUUCGAGACGGCCGGGCUUCGGUCCACUCCAUGAUCACGCGGAAAGUGACGAUCGCGGGCUUUGACCUGAACAGCUACCGAGACUGCCUGACCAAGUGGAACAAAGCCAUCGAGGUGAUGUACGCCCAGUGCCUGGAGCUGGGGCGGUCCCGCUGCCUGCCCGUCUACUACGAGCAGCUGGUGCUGCACCCCGAGCAGUCCAUGCACGCCAUCAUGAAGUUCCUGGACAUCUCCUGGAGCGACACGGUGCUGCACCACGAGGAGCUGAUAGGGAAGCCCGGCGGGGUGUCGCUUUCCAAGAUAGAAAGAUCAACAGACCAAGUUAUCAAGCCGGUGAACAUGGAGGCGUUAUCCAAGUGGAUCGGGCACAUCCCAGGGGAUGUGCUGCAGGACAUGGCCCGCAUCGCACCGAUGCUUGCCAGGCUCGGCUACGACCCCUACGCCAACCCACCCAACUACGGCCACCCCGACCCCUUAGUUGUCAACAACACCCACAGAGUUUUAAAGGGGGAUUAUAAAACGCCAGCCAAUUUGAAAGGUCAUCUGCAGGUGACUCAGAACACAUCAUCUUCUCACUAAGAAAAUUAAUGAUUUCCAGAGCGCUGCAAAUGGCCUUUUGUUGUCCAACAAAGAAGAGUUUGCAAUGGCACCAGUGGAAAUCGGGUUAUCCAAGCAUAUUGCUUGCUAAUUCUAUUGCCAAAAUGACUGCUGUACGAGGAAUGUAUUUGCAUUUAUUUGCAAAGGCCGAACACUUUACACGUCGAGACCUGCCGUCUGCCUUUUCCGAGCGCUCCGUGGUGAAAGCAUCUGUGGAAACCGUCCCCGACGGGCCGUGGGCGCACGCAGGCCCUGGACGGCGUUGGCCGCGGCCCGGUCAAAUCGCGGUUGGGUGGCGGUGAACCCGUGGGCCAGCAGCGGCUGCCCUCGUCCUGCCAGUGCCCCCAGCCCUUCACUGUGACGUAGAGAGGCUAUUGCAGAGUUAAUAUAUGAGCCCCCGCCUUCCCUCUGUUGGCACCAUUAAAGUGAUGUUUUCGUA